CUACUUUUGAUUAACUCCUUUUGAUUUACUUCUUUUGACUUACUCCUUACUCCUUUGGUGUAACAGAUAUACGAAGACGCUAAUCGUCGAUUGACUUAUAAAAACUACACGUCUUCGAAGUCCUCUCGCUUUUUUGAUUCACGAAGGUAGCUAAUAUUUCAAGUUUUCUUUACUAUUCAUUGUCUUGUCUAAUUUCAUUAGAAGUCAACGUUGCCCUUUUGUAUUGCUAAUCAAGUGGGUUUUUGCUAAUUAAGAGCUUUAAAUCCUUAAGGCAAUUUCAAAAAAACAAAAACAAAAAAAUUGAAAUUACGUUCUUCUGUACUCUAAUUUAAAGCUAGAUUAUUACCUUUAUAAUCUGCUUAUUUUGAUCUAGAUAUAUAUUCCCGACCUCUUUCGUUAAUCAUGGGUGUUGAUACCUCGGUGGCUACUACCACAAUUACACACACGGUUACUGCCACGACUACGUUGUCCCCUUCUUUUGAACUUAUUUCCAUCACCUUAGGUGAAAAGUUUCUUCAGUGUUUAAAUCUUUUAGAUAAGUUACCUGGUGGUCAAAUAAUUCUUAGAUACAUUAAGUCUUCUUAUAAAGAUGACCCCAUUAGAUCUCUUUUUGAAUUAGCUUUGUUUGUUUUCGCUAUCCACUAUUUUCUUUCUUCUAAGAAGAAAGAAAAUAAAUCCGAAUUGGUUAAGUUUUCCGGUCGUGAAAUUGAUGAGUUAGUUAAUGAAUGGACUCCUUCAUCUUUAGUUGAACCAGUAAAUGACUUAGAAAAAUGGGAAUUGAAAUCCAUUCCUCAAGUUCAUGGUGCAAAUGGUUUGUAUGUUAAGUUGGAUAAUCCAAAGAUUAAUGAUGCAGUUUUAAAUUUGGCUUCAAAUGAUUUCUUAAACUUAAGUUCUAGUGAAGAUAUUAAAUCUGCUGCCAAAGGUGUGAUCAGUUCAUCCGGUGUUGGUGCCUGUGGUCCUCCAAAUUUUUAUGGUACCCAAGAUGUUCAUGUAAGAUUGGAAGAAGACUUAUCUAACUUUUUAGGGACUGAACAAGCAAUCAUAUAUGGUCAAGAUUUUGUCACUGCUGGUUCCGUAAUCCCUUCAUUCUUGAAAAGAGGAGAUUUAAUCAUUGCCGAUAGUGGGAUUAAUUUAGCUAUUCAAAAAGCUUUGAUCGUUAGUCGUUGUGAUAUCGAAUGGUAUGAUCAUAAUGAUAUGGAUCACUUGGAACAAAUCUUAACUGAAGUCAAACCAGUCUUGGAUAAACAAAAACCAAUUCGUAGAAGAUUUAUUGUUACUGAAGGUCUUUUUGCUAAUUCUGGGGAAAUCGCUAAUUUACCUCGUAUUGUUGAAUUGAAAAAUAAAUUUAAAUAUAGAUUGUUUUUAGAUGAAACAUUAUCCAUUGGUACCAUUGGUAAAACCGGUAAAGGUAUUGUUGAACACUUUAAUAUUCCAAGAUCAGAAAUUUCAAUCACUAUUGGUUCCAUGGCUUUAUCAUUUGCUUCCUCUGGUGGAUUCUGUGUCGGUGUUGCUCCAAUGGUUCUCCAUCAAAGAAUUCAAUCUAAUGCUUACGUCUUCAGUGCUUCUUUACCACCUUAUUCAGCUAAAGUUACUUCUGAGGCAAUUAAAUUGAUCACCUCUAAGACUACAUCUUCAGGUGACUCUGCUAUAAUCCAUGAUUUACAAUCAAAUGUGUCUGCUGUCUACAACCAAUUAUUAAAUUUGAAUAAUUCCUAUGUCCAAGUUGUUUCUAAUCCCUUAUGUCCUGUUAUCCAUGUAUCAUUAGAUCAAGCCUACAGAUCUUCUUUAAACUUGCCAGUUGCUUAUGGUUCUUUGGAUUUCUUAAAUACCGGAAAGCAAGCAGCUUCUUUGAAUGAAUUUGAUCACAAAUAUAAUGCAGAAUCUUUCAUACUACAAAAAAUCAUUGAUCAACUUCUCAUUCAAUCUAAUGUUUUGAUUACUAGAUCAAAAAACAUUUUGGAACAUGAGAAUUUACCUACUGCUAAUCCUCAUUUAUUAAUCUUUAUCAGUUCUGGUGCUAAGCAGGUUGAUUUGAGUAAUGCCAUUGCAUCUUUAGACUCAAUAAUUAGCAAUGUAUGCAGCUCAAUCAAGUCUGAAGCAGACCUCCUCAAUCUUGAAAAUGAAAUUGCAAGAUAUUAAUCCUUAUAAAUUUCAAUACUUCUUGAAUCAAGUGUUUUAUAAUUGCGGUAUCUGACAACGUUUGCCGUGUUUAUACUAGUUAAUAAACUAAUUAUAUAGCUGCUUCUUCCCCCAGCAUGAUUACAUGCUUCAAUGACUUAUCCUAAUUGGAUCUCUACAAAUUUGAAAAAUGUCUUUCUCUUAAUCUCUC
Messenger RNA from Hyphopichia burtonii NRRL Y-1933, 2329 nucleotides. Its product is annotated as serine C-palmitoyltransferase. The transcript has a single exon. Gene Ontology annotation, biological process: sphingosine biosynthetic process; ceramide biosynthetic process. The record is from RefSeq and is a predicted model, not a curated record. Bases 403 to 2139 code for a protein of 578 amino acids. Gene Ontology annotation, molecular function: serine C-palmitoyltransferase activity; pyridoxal phosphate binding. Gene Ontology annotation, cellular component: endoplasmic reticulum. Lineage: Eukaryota; Fungi; Ascomycota; Pichiomycetes; Serinales; Debaryomycetaceae.